CUAGUGAGUGCUCGGUGCAGGAUGUUGUAAGCAAACUUGUGCAAGGAAAUGGUAGAAGUACAGUAAAAGUGGAAGUGGGAAGAAGGUUGUGAAAACAAAACAGCCUGUGACAAAAUAAAAAAAAAACACCAGUUGGCAAAAUCCUUGAGAGAAGAAGACGUGAAAAGGAGAAAGUGAUCAAGUUUUGGGCUGAGCUGAAUGGUGAGAGAUGAGAAUGCAGAUAACCGUCUACGUGUUGCUCCUCAUGCUAUUACAAAAGGUCACGUGCCACGAGGAACAACAAAACAAAAACGGCACCCAUGGUUCCGCUGGGGUAACUGCAGUUCCUGGUGUGUGUGCUGUCAUCCCAUGUGCUUUUACUGAUUCUGGAAUCAACAACAUCACUAAAGAACAGUAUAAAUGGUAUAAGUGUUCUGAUAAAGACUGUAAACAUUCAACAGAGAUAAAGGAUGAAGACUUUAAUAGAUGGCAAACAGAUCCAUCAAAGAAUUGCUCGGUGAUCAUUGAUCUGAUAAGCAGUAAUGACGCAGGCUUUUACCAAUUCAGACCACAAAACAAAUCACAGUAUCCUUCUAUUAAAGUCACAAUUCAAGAGAAGCCUAUGAUACUUUCUCCACCUCUAACUGAUGGAAGACAGGCCACUCUGAACUGCUCAAUUCCAAAUCCGUGUCCCACAGCUCAGCCACAAAUAACAUGGAAGCUGGGAGGCAAUUUCACUAGUCUUUUCAAUGCUACAACGAUUGUGAACCUGAGCAACGGUGACAUAACCUCGAUGCUGACCUUCACCCCCUCAUUUGAUCUGGAUGGCACUGUUGUCCAGUGUGUUGUGAAGUAUGGGAAUACUACCACCUACACAAAUUGGACUUUAGCAGUGACACGUCCAAAUGAGAACAUCGACAGGCAGAACGAUCAAGACUCCAAAGCAGUUGUACAAGAAAAUACUCCUCUUCAAGGUGCCCAAUGUGAUGACAACACGGACAACCUUCUGACAAUAAGGACAGUCUUCUCAUUUUUAGCAGGAUCAUCUAGUACAGCAAUCAUUGCCUGUGCUGUACUGUGCUGUGUGUGCAUAUGCCAAAGAUGCGGAACUCUCAAAGCAACAGAUGGAAACACAAACAUUAAAUUGGAGACUGUUAAAAUUCAACCAAGCCAAGAGGCUGUUGCAGACAAUGCAGGAGCAAAUGAACAGACUCCACUUCAAAAACGACGUUCUGAAGAGGCUAGGUCCAACGGAAGUGGUGGACUGGAAGAGGAGGAUACACCAGGAGAAGACAGGAAUUUAGGAGUGCAUGAGGCAGCAGGAGAAGAAACAAAAGAAGUGGACUACGCCUGUAUCGACUACUCACUUAUACAGAAGAGACAGGCUGAGGCCCAAAAGCCAAAGAGUGAAGACACAGAAUAUGCAGAGAUCCAUAUAAAGAAGCAGGCUGAAGGAGAGGGAGAUGAGCUCUUGCAGGACGGAACGGAUCAGAGUGCCUCAAGGCUAGAGGAGGGGGUAGAGAGUCAGGAGCAGGAGGGAGAGGCUGAGGUAGAAGUUUAAUGUGCUCAUGCUUUAAAGUAAAGAAGGCAUUUUCCAUUGUAUUAAGCAUUAAGACAUAUGAUGAUUAUUUUUAUAAGUAAGGUUAUAGAACAAUGUAUUGGGGAAAAACUCAAUUAAGCAGUUCAGAGUUUAAGUGUAAUAACACGUAAAAGAAUUAAUUGUAGUCAAAAUUGAGUUUUGACAUCAUGUAAAAAAAAAGAUUUAGUGUUUAGUCCUCAUAUAGAACCAGUCAAACAUUUUGACAUACUUGAUUAUAUAUGUUUAUUAUCUUAAAGUAAUUUGCCUCUGCUUAAACAAUAAUCACAAAAAUAAUCAUUUGUUUUGACAAGAGUAGCUUUCAUUUAGAACUUAAAUGAAAUUUAGAGUUGAGAAACCUAGACUAGGAACCAUAUUUGGACCAGUUGGAACCAAUCAUUAGUGUCCAAUAGUGGUAACUUCUUUGGGUUUCUUAUUAAAGCAAUAAGCUAAAAAAAAGUCGUGGGUUACUAUGAUUUUAUCACAGGGAAGGGUGUCCUUAAGCUCACCUUCCCUCUGAUAAAAUCGCUGUAAUGCCCAGCUUCAAUUGCUUUUAUAAAUGUUGACCAAAGUGAAAUGUGAUAAAAUACACAUUUUUUCAGAAAAUAAUUGAUUAUUAUUAAUAAUCAACAUAAACAAGUAUUCCACAAAGAAAUGUAGUUCCAUUAAAAUAUGAUAAUGUUGCCAAGCAACCAUGGACUGCUGAAUGCAGAGAAGAAUGUUUGGUGGCCCAUCACUGUAUAUUGUAGUCAUUUCAUGAACUUUUUAACUUUUUGUCAUAUAAUGAACAUAUGAUAAUGCAGGCCUGUUUAAAGCAAGAACUUUCACUUUAUUAGUAUUUUUUAUCACCAAAUUACCACUGCGGGUCUUAUUCAGCUCCAAUCUAGCAGUGCCCUCUCCUCAUGCUGGGGCUGAAUCUCAAAUGGCUCCCUGCUCCCUACGUAGUGCACUACAUAAAAAUUUAAAUACUGGAUCCUGCACCUCAACAGUGUAAAAUGCAUCUAAGAAAUAAUCCUUUGGGACUCGAUAUCUACAUCCACACUCGAUAAAUGAUGCACUAUUUCGCUGUAGAUGCUAGAAUUUUGAAACUUGCAUAGCUAGCACACUAUUUAGGGAGUAUGGAGCCGUUUGGGAUUCAGCCUGGGUUUGAAGUGAUUUCUGUCUGAAACAUGAACAUUUGAAGUGUGUCAGCCAUUCAGGUGUCAUUUUUAUGCUUUUAUACUGUUGUUUUAUAAUUCAUUAUAUCAAAGUAAUAAUUAUUUCAAGCCUGUGAUAUUAAUAAUGGAGUUGUUAAGCUGUUGGCUAUUUUUUAACCUGUUAGCUAGCUGAGCAGACAUUCUAGUUAAGAACAUAAGUCGCCAGCCCCUCAACACAAAAAACAUGUUCUUUAUUUAUACACUUGGUGGUGCAUGUGAGCAGCAUAGGAGUCAAUUGUUAUUCAAUUAAUGGCACAUGGGUUUUUUUGUGCCGUGGUGUAGUAAUACACAAUUUAGUUGUUGUGAGGUGGUCAUAAGUGUGUGUAUCAGAUUUUAGAACUGGAACUUUCAGUCUGUUUUAUUAUAAAAGUUAAUUAGUGAAAUGUCUAUCCUUGCUAAUGCAUUACAGCCAAUCAGAUGUGUUGUGAUGUGGGAGGGCAGAGUUAAAUAGUCACAGUAAUUCUACAUUAACUUUCAUAGUUAAUUCUUAGUAUUGUGUUUAUUAUUAUACUACAAUGUGGAUAAUAGUAAAUAAAGAAAAUGAAAUGAAGACCCAAUCUAUGAGUCAAGGGUAUCCAAAGAUUUAUGGAUGGGGGUCUGGCACAUGCUCCCCCAUGAACUAUUAGCAAUAGAUGAAAAACGUAUCAAAAUGCCUAUUUGGUCAAGUUAGAAGACAGACGAUUUGUUUAUUUAAAACGAAUAAACCAACAUACUUAAAUACUAUAUUUGGCCACCUACAUGGAUCACGGGUCUUACAAAGGUAUUAAAGUCAAGUAAUGCUGUCUCGUCUCUCUUGGAUAAGCUGUAGCUCCUAAAUAUGCUAUUUAAACACAGAUUAUGGAUUAGUACAGUCUCAGUUUGUGCAACCAUAUAAAGUGUGAUUUGGUUUUGCAGUUGUGCUUACAUGUUUAAUAGUCUGCGUGAUGUUAUUAUAGUGACAUUUGGCAGCUCAAAAAUGAUAAUUUUACAUUUUUGUUUAGUCUCACAAUUGAAGAUAUAUUAAGUGAACAACAUUUCUACAAAUUCAUUAUUUUAUCUGAAAACUUAACCAACACUCCCUCACUUUUUUCUUGAUCACUGACCUUUAUCAGACCUGCUUCAAAACAUCUUCACUCUGUAACUACUUACCGAUUCAGACUAUAAAUUAUGCAUUUUGAAUAUGACCUGUUCUUUACUUUGCAGAGUGAGUAGCACCAGAGCCCACCCACAUGUCUGAUGGCUAGUCUAAACAGCAGAGGAUUGCCAUCUCUUGUUUUGUUAGAAAUGCUGAUAGCAUCAUAAGUCAAAGCCUCCCUAAGACUGGAAAUGCAAUGCCCCUGCUCUAAGUCAUAGUGUUAAUGUAUAAAAACAACGUUCACCUAAUGUAUCUUUCAAGCAUGACUGAAAUAGUUGAAUAUUUUAUCAUUAUUUAUGUUUUGAAUUGCAAAGCUAAAGCUGUUGAUAAGCUAAUGCUGGUGGUUUAUCAAUAACAUACCAAUAUCAUGCUGUAAUAAACUGUGUCAGUGCUGCCACCUUCA
This is a messenger RNA of Pygocentrus nattereri (red-bellied piranha), 4268 nucleotides long. Its product is annotated as sialic acid-binding Ig-like lectin 9. The record is from RefSeq and is a predicted model, not a curated record. The transcript has 8 exons. Lineage: Eukaryota; Metazoa; Chordata; Actinopteri; Characiformes; Serrasalmidae. The coding region runs from base 209 to 1540 and encodes 443 amino acids.